Messenger RNA from Paramisgurnus dabryanus, 1887 nucleotides. RefSeq lists its product as uncharacterized. NCBI's taxonomy places the organism in Eukaryota, Metazoa, Chordata, Actinopteri, Cypriniformes, Cobitidae. The record is from RefSeq and is a predicted model, not a curated record.
AUUGAACUUUGAACAGUGUGGCUAUGAUGACGUGACUGAUAAACACACAUUUCUGAGGCAUAGAAGGGAGAGAUAAACCUCAAGCCAUGUAGAUUUUCAUUUCAGCUGUAGCUUGAGGAAUCCAGCUGUUGUUAUCUGCCUGAUUAUACGACAAGCGUCACAUGCUAAAGUCAUUUUCCUUCCUCUUCAGAUGACAAAAAACUGAAUUAACUUCUCAAGUUCACAAGACCAUGACUAUCGGCAGAAGCUCCAAGAAAAACAAGGCCCCUCGUUCUCCUCCUUUUCUGGACAAGGCUAAUGGAUUCUACGGCCGUCUGGAUGAGAUAGGUGGAGAUGAUGUACAGGUCGAGGGUAUAAUCACUGAAGACCAAAUGGGAACCUCGAACAGAGGAGAGAACCAGACAGGGACGGACAACACAUCAGGCUGGAUGGAAGAGGAGGACCAUGCGAUUGACUUUAACCAGGGAAUGAUGGAUGACGAUGGUACCACCUUACUGAAGAGAAAGCCAAGCCGACUAAGUCGCCGCUGGAGCAGAAAAAGUUCCAGGAAGCCUAAAUCUUCCCCAGGAAAAGAAGCACAAAAGCAAAGCGCUGAGACUGAUAACAAAGAGAUGCCACCAACAGCCCAAAGUCUGGAGGCAACAAACAGCGGAGAACCAGAAAUGGUCCACUUUUAUAUAAAAGAGCAUGCGGAUGAUCAGAUUCUGAUUUCAAGAAAGAGCGAACGGGAAAAGGAGCUGGAAGAUGCAAGAAAAGAGACGGAAGGGAAAUUGAAUGGAGAUUCAACAGAGAUUGUAAAGAGGAAUACUCUCAACAAUUAUUGCAAGGCUGUUGACAGAGCUUUCCGAAGAGGAUGGGAGACUUUCAUUACCAAUCUGUAUAGUGUGACCCUGACACCGAUCUCAUCAACAUCUUCCUCACCAUCAGUCAAAUCCAAACUGAACAGAAAUCGUGCUUUAGCAGAGUUCAGAUAAAAGCAGACUGAUUGUAGGUUAAAAUCUAGCAGUUUUUUUGUUUAAUUUAAAUGCACUCUGAUAUUUAAUAUGCUUCUAUCUUUGUGUAGAACUGAUCAGCACUUAAUUUGUUUUAGACUGAUCAUUAUGUAACCAGACAACAGGGGUCAAUAUGUUUCAUCAGUUUAUUAAGUUAUUGCAGUAAGUAUAGGGGCAUGUUGCUGAUCUUUGUUCCCUCAGGGGAAAACAUGAGGCCUGUGCUCUUGAUAAUCUCAUAUGGAAAGAUUGUUUGAGUCCGGAUGGGAUUAUUUUUUGAGCUGUGAACAUUAUUGUGGCGUUUCUGUACUGUGGCCUUGAACUUGUGUUCUUUCCAAAUACCAAAGGGUUAACUUUAACAAAACAAUUUUGGGAGCUCAAAACGCUUUAAAGAAAUUAUUUCAACAGGUACAACAUUAUUGGCAGUGAAGUAUGUAAUAAAACUGAGCCACGAAAUGAAGUAAAGAUGUUAGACUGUGUUCUGUAGCCUUAUUUCACUCCACAAUCUUCUAAUUCACCAAUAUGAUGUUAGAAAACUGUGGGUUUGUAUGUUUUAAAGGUGUCUGUCUUUUUGUUGUAAUGUCCUGUUUUAAAUGCAUUCACAUCAAGGCAAUACUUGUAAUAAAAAAGCAAAGAGAAAAACAAUAUUGUCAGUUAUUUAAAACUUUACAACCCUUAAUAUUGCAUACCACUGGGCAUCUUUAAAUGAAAAACGAGCAUACUGUUUACUGCAUGUACACGUCUCAGUAUACAUGUAAAGAAAUGAAACGGUACAAGUAUAAACGUGCAAUUAUAAAAAUGUUAUAAUUUUUUAAUAUUACUUCUUGUAUGCUACAUUGUUGUUACAUGAGCUUGUUAUGUACUGUACAUUUGUACCUUAGGGAGUGAUGUCGCUGUA